AUGGCGGGUCCGUGUACAUCAGGGUUUUGGCAGUGGAAGGUUCUGGUGCUGAUGGCGACGACUGCAACAGUAACUGGGCAAGUUCCAUGGCUGGAAGUUUUCUCCACCGUGAAAGGAACGGGACAGACCGUUUACGACGCCUGGAGUGCCGGUCCUGGUGCACCUGUCCGCCACUUCAGGUGCCCGGUUGUAGAGCAUUGGGAAUCGCUCAACAUCCAGAGGGUAAAAGUCGUAUUGGAGUUUAACUCCACCGGAAAUGUAGAGCUCAUUUUUAAUGGGACAAACACAGACAAGUUCAGCUGGUUCUCCAGGUCUCUUCUGCUCUCAUCUCCUUGGAACGACAUCAACACCGAGACUCAAAACUUCUUCUCGAUCAGAGGAGCCCCACAGUUUAAGAGGUCUUUUUACAUCAAUCGUAACUGGGGUGGUUGCCCCAAUGACGCUGGUUGGCUUGUAGUGGCCGACGGCGGUCCGCACGAAAUAUGCCCAUGGGAGCAAGUCCCCGAAGAUCAGCUGCCUUACAUCCGUUUUUCUAAAACUUCAGGCUACGCUAACUUUAACGGGGACGAUAUUGCAACGGCCGAUCGGAUGGUCAUCUACAUCGACACGCCCGGAAACAACGUGCUGUGCUCCUGCCCUGAUGGACAAUCUCUUAGUGAAGAUGGCACCCGCUGUGUGUGUCCAAUAGCAGACUACGUCAGUUUUGACGGAGUUUUCUACAAGGACUUUGCUGACCCAAAGCCGUACGAUGUGGCUAGUCAAACGUGUGCCGCGGACGGGGGACUGCUAGCCAUGCCGAAGAACGACGCGAUCAGCACCUUCAUCUACAAUCUGGGAGGAGCUGAAGUACGCUGGAUUGGUCUGACUGACACCGUGAACGAAGGGCAGUGGGUGAAAGGGCCGCCACCAAUGGCUACCGUCACCACCACGCCUCCCUUCAGCCAAGCAAUGGGCAAGAUCCAAGUCACACUGAGCGGAAAGUUUGUCCGAGUAGAGUUGACAGUAUUGUGCGUGGUGAUUCUCUACGAUGGGAAGGAGACAGUUGAGGUGAAGAUUCCGAGUAGCUACCAGAACAUGAUGUGUGGACUGUGCGGGAACUACAACAACAUGGGGACCGACGACCUUGUGAUGCCGAACGGAAACAUCGCCUCCAACGUGAACGAGUUCGGGAACAGCUGGGAGACCGACAGCAAUACAUGGAGCUGUAGUUCUAUAUUCCUAACAUUGCAAUUUAACAGCGAGAACAAACUCUUUGUCUUCGACAGCUAUGAAUUGCCCGGCAAACAGCACGUACUCAUCAUGUGCAACCGCCUGCCCUGCAACCUGCGCGAACCCCAACCCAGGCAACUGCGAGCGUGCACGGAAAAUGCGACCUGCAUUGCGUGGGGAGAUCCACACUACAAGACGUUCAACGGAAAGUAUUAUGACUUCCAGGGUCCAUGCAGAUACACGUUCGCCAAGGACUGCGGAGACGGAGGUGACUUCAACAUAGAAGUGCAACAGGUUCCAAAUCCCGAGAACCCAUUCGUUUCAAGUGUGCGCCAAGUGUACGUGUUGGCAUACGGGUACGAAAUCGCGAUUGGCCAAGGCAAAGUUGUGACGGUGACAGUACCGUCGACCAAUAACGCUAUCCCCGCCACGCCUCCCUUUAGUCAAGCUAUGGGCAAGAUCCAAGUUACCCUGAGCGGCAUCUAUGUCCGAGUAGAGUUGUCAGAGUUGUGCGUGGUGGUUCUCUACGAUGGAGUUGACAGAAUUGAGGUGACGAUUCCGGCUAACUACCGGAACAUGAUGUGUGGACUGUGCGGGAACUACAACACCAUGGGGACCGAUGACCUUGUGAUGCCGAACGGAAACAUCGCCUCCAACGUGGACGAGAUCGGGAACAGCUGGGAGACCGACAGCAAUACGAAUGUUAUUUGCCAUGCCCGGCGCGGGAAACGUCAGACCCAAGAAGCGUGUGACCCAAUUCAUUCGGACCCGUGUAACGUGCACAAAGAUCCAAACGGCCCGUUUGCUGCUUGCCAUGGCGUUGUGGAUCCCCAGAGGCACUUUGAAACCUGCGUCUUCGACGAGUGUGCAACGCAGGCUCUGGAUUGCCCGGCAAACAGCAGGUACUCGUCAUGUGCAACCGCCUGCCCUGCAACCUGCGCGAACCCCAACCCAGGCAACUGCGAGGCAUGUUAUGAAGGCUGUGAGUGCAAUCCAGGCUACGUGCAAAGUGGACUGGACUGCGUACCUCAAGCGGACUGUGGUUGCAGCAGCAAUGGUGGAUACUACCAUAAGCUUGGAGCAGUCUGGGAAGAUAAUGGUGAGGAAUGCGAAUGCCAUGCAGGAAACACGGUCGUCUGUGAAGAAAUUGACGGAUGCGUUCCCAACCCGUGCGUCGCCAAUGCCGAAUGCAAAGACGUUCCAGCCCCUGGGACCGGUGCAACUUGUACCUGUGCCACUGGGUAUGAGGGAGAUGGAGAUAUAGAUGGAGCCGGAUGCACAGGGGGAAUACUCUCGGGGCUGACCCUCGUUGAUGCCGGGAUUGGUCAUCUCACCGUUUCCUGGACAGUCGUGGGGAGUCCGGUCUUGCGCUACAGGCUCCGCUACCAGCCAGCAGACGGGUCGGGCUCGUACCAGGACCUCUUCCCCGCACCAGAAAUCGGAGUCACCUCGGCAACCGUGCAGGGACUGUUUGCAGACACGGAAUACACCCUCACGCUCACUUCUUUUGGCGAGGACGACCAGAAAAACGGGGAGAUCAGGGGCACAUACACCACAGAUCCGGUUGUGGUGAACGUAGUGUGCAACCAGGACAGUAUGAGUCUGUCCAUCCCCCGUGCGGCGCUGCCGGCUGUAAAUGUGGAGAACCUGCACCUGUUGGACCCCGACUGUGGAGCUACUGAGGACGAAGACGUCUUUAAGUUGGAGACACACCUGCAGGAGUGUGGAACCCGGCAGGAGACCUCAGGAGACGACAAAUUCAUCUUCUCCAACGAAGUCAUUGCCAGCCAAGUGACUUACGACAACGGUGCUGUACGUGGCCAGCCGGUAAACCUGCCCUUCCAGUGCGAGUUCCUCCGUCAGCGCAACGUUUCUGGUGGAGCCAUCAUGUAUAACAUCCCCUCUCCUCGAAUUCAAAUCGUUGACGCGAACAACAGUUUCACCAUAGAGAUGCAUAUGUUCACUUCGGAAGACUUUCUUGCAACCUACGAGAGUUCUGAUUUCCCGAUUAAGGUCUCACCAUCCGACCGUCUUCACUUCGGCCUGAGCGUGGCGUCACCGCUGGACAACCUGGAGCUGUUCGCCCGUGACUGUGUCUCCACUCCCACCACCAACCCGGACGACUCUCCUAGGGUCAGCAUUAUCGACGAUGGCUGUCAGGUUGAUGAAACUCUACAAAAGGCCGAUGAACUUUCUAACGACAAGGCUCUGUACUACAGCGUGGCCGCCUUCACGUUUCCCAACGCUCUCGACCCCAGCCUGGUUUACUUCCACUGCACCAUGAUUAUCUGCUUCAAGGACGACCCUGACUCUCGGUGCAAACAGGGCUGCAUCCCGCCAGCACGGCGCAGGCGAGCCGUCUCAGACGGGACGGAGGGCAGGGUUCGCCGGGAGAGCAGCAGGGACAAGCAGGCGGACAUCACCCAAGGACCGUUCCAGGUGCAGUCCGGAGAAGCAGGAAUAGGGCCAGCCGGAGUACCGCUGGGUACCGCGGUGGGAGCGGCUGUUGGAGUUGCCGGGAUCAUGGUGCUUCUGAUCGUGGCCGUGGGUCUGAAGACACGUGGCGGUCUGGCCUUAGGGAGGAAGAAGCGCGAUGACGACACUGUCGGACUGGAUAACUACGCAUACCAGAGUUGGGGAAAGAUGAGCAAGGCUGACAUUGCUGACACAAAAGCCUAG
Molecule: messenger RNA, 3888 nt
Organism: Branchiostoma belcheri (Belcher's lancelet)
Lineage: Eukaryota; Metazoa; Chordata; Leptocardii; Amphioxiformes; Branchiostomatidae
Exons: 25
Coding region: 1-3888 (1295 amino acids)
Molecular function (GO): protein binding
Source: RefSeq, a predicted model, not a curated record